AUGCGGUCCCCAUCGGCCUUGCAUGCGCAGGGCCAGAAGCUCUAUCAAAAAGGGGACUUCAAGGCGGCCAUCUCGGCGUUUACAGAGGCCUUGAAGCAAAAGGAUGCCGACACCGUGGGUAUUUUGGAUAACCGAGCCGCAACAUACUGUAAGCUGGAGCAGUAUGACCAGGCACGCCGAGAUGCAAAACAUAUGAUUAAACAGGCCAAAGAGGAUGAACGAGGUUAUUUGCGAUGCGCCAAAGUUCUCCUACUUGAGGCUAAACCGGAGAAGGCAUUGGAGAUUUAUGCGUAUGGUCUCAAAGUGCUUUCAAGUGCACACCCUCGUCGCGAUAUUAUGGAACAACUGCAUAAAAAGCUCGAAGACCGAAUGAAAUUGAAUAGGAAAGAUCCCUUCACAAUGCUUCCCCUGGAGAUGGCAGCACUGGUCAUCGAGUACUUCUCAUUUAAGGACAUUGUGGGUAUUCUUCGGGUCUGUAAAAGUUGGGAGCGAUUUUUCGGCAACAUGCGAGAGCUCUGGAUGAAGAUAGAUCUGACCGGUGCUCGCCAAAAAGUGCCAUGGACCGCUGUGAGAGCGUACAUCCGUCGCUCCCGGGGAUUGCUCACCCAUGCCACAUUCAAGAACCUCGCUUUGCCGUCGACGCCAAAAAGUAUCGAGUUCCUCAGCAGAUGUCCGCGUCUGGAGCAUCUCGAGCUCUGGGUCAACCACGACUUUAAGGACAUCUUCCAAAAAUUCAAGGGCUGCAAGUCUUUGAAAAACAUCAUCUUAUCGGCAGAGAUUUCCGUGCCGCAUAGCUGUCUAGAAAAGCUUUUGACCCAAUUCCCGAAACUCGAACGCAUUGAAUUGUGGAGCGUGAAGCAUUCUCUUCUCACUAUUGGCGAGGGCAACUGGCCGCGAAGCCUGCCCAACCUCAGAAGCAUCACUCUGGCCACCCAGCAAGCAGUAUCAACUGCCCCUCCAACCGCCCUUGUCAUCCCGAAUCUCGAUCAUGUAAGCCCUAACAUCCUCCCCGGGGACUCAUCGCCGAUCCUGAAUACUGACGACCUAGCGAAGAGUCUCACUGAUAUUCCGAACUAUCCAAGCCUACAAGAGCUACGCUUGGAUUGGGAGCCUCCAGUAUAUAGGCCUUGGUUAUUUUUUCCUCCGUUACAGGAGGAGGAAAAUGAAAUACCGCCACCCCCGGUUCAAUUCCCACCACUCCGACGCCUCGAAUUAAACGGCUUGACGAUUGGCAGCAACUUCUGCUCAAUUUUGCCAACUACAAUUCAAUACCUCAGCCUCAAAGGGGGCUCAUCAAGAUCAACUGCCGAUUUCUUCGACACCCAAAGGCUUGAGAAGCUCAGUACCCUCAUGCUGAAAGACGCCGGCUGGGUAAAUGUGAACACAGCGACCUUCAUGAUCUGUGGCACCCAAGCACCUCUCCGAGUCUUGCAUAUCGAUGAAUGCUUUAAUUUGUCGGAUGGAUGUUUCAUGGAGGUGCUGCGAUAUGCAAGCGAACAUAACCCGGAAAUUUUCAAUUUGACUGAGCUGAGCCUUGUACAAAUGCAAGGCUUUGACGACGCUUUCAUGAAGCGUGUCUGUGUACAGUUUCCGAAGCUCAAGGUUUUAAAUCUUUCGAAGACCCGGAUUACGGGCUGCACUAUCCGCGAUCUCGCGGAUGCGAGAUCAAACGAGUCUUCCGAGCUACCAAGCUUGGACCGCCUUUUUGUCCGUGGCUGCGAGAGUGUCUCCUCUGAUGCGAUCGCCUAUGGUCGUGAACGUGGGCUAGAAGUCAUUAGUUAA
Penicillium manginii is the source of this 1782-nucleotide messenger RNA. RefSeq names its product Leucine Rich Repeat domain protein. Gene Ontology annotation, molecular function: Hsp90 protein binding. The coding region runs from base 1 to 1782 and encodes 593 amino acids. The transcript is spliced from 5 exons. The record is from RefSeq and is a predicted model, not a curated record. Lineage: Eukaryota; Fungi; Ascomycota; Eurotiomycetes; Eurotiales; Aspergillaceae.